Mytilus californianus (California mussel) is the source of this 3687-nucleotide messenger RNA. RefSeq names its product HEAT repeat-containing protein 6-like. The coding region runs from base 37 to 3537 and encodes 1166 amino acids. The record is from RefSeq and is a predicted model, not a curated record. Lineage: Eukaryota; Metazoa; Mollusca; Bivalvia; Mytilida; Mytilidae. The transcript has 24 exons.
CUCUGAGUAAUCAUCAAGAAUCAACAAAUUCCUGAGAUGGCUGAUGAAUCUGGAUUUUCUGCUGUGGAAAGAGACAGAUUUGAACAAUGUUUCAACAGAUUUAUGAACUUCACAAGUCAGGGAGAUGAAAUUUCAAGGACCAACCUUAAUCUUCUACUUGAUGAGAUAAAUUCUAUUGAUUAUUCUUCAAAAAUUGUCACAGAAGAGGAAGCCAAUGCAUUGAUCCAGUAUAAACUUUGUAGACUGAUACCUCUGCAUGAUGAAAGGCUCCUAGUCAAAGUGUGUCAGACAAUAUUUAACUUCACUGCAAGACAACAAUUAAACCUGACAGAAUCUACACUUUUAGCUGUAACAGAGUAUUUGGUUGGAGGAGCACAGAGAUGUCAGCCAUGGGCACUACCCAUGAUUUUACAGGCUUUAGGUGCUGUGGUUUAUGAAAAUGUUGGACUCUUAACAAAGUUCCAUGAUAUUCUAUUGAGUAGAAGAGGAAUACUAAUACCUCUGAUAGAAGGAGGAGCCACAGAGGAGGAAGUCUUAAGACAAGCUGUACAGACUUUAGAGAACCUGACAAUUAAAGUAUCAGGCCAGACCUACAUGGAAGAUAGAUAUGCUAGUUUAUGUUUUGACAUUUUCAUGAAAUUGUUGCACAAGAUUCCAACUACUAGAUUAGAAUCAAUGAUUCAAUGCAAGGUUAUGAUUUGUACUUUGAGAGGAUUACAGAAUUUACUGGCUGCCACUAAAAUAAUGCCUUCCGAACAACUUGGACCGCUAUUGGCUGGAGUAAGGACAUCAAUGUUUCAUGGAAUUUCUAACAUACCAGUUAUGGUACCUGAAACACUGCACCCAACCCCUCUUAGUAAUGUGGACUCUUCUAGUACAGAUAAGACUCCAACAUCACCACAGAAGUCACAAACUGAAGAUAAUGUCAAAAGUCAAGGCAACAAAAAAACAAAGAAAAGGAAACCAAAAAAGGGUAAAGAGCAAGAUGGAGGUCAACAAGGUCAACCAGAUCAAGGACAAGGUCAAGAUGACACAAACUUAUCACAGGCAAUGAAUGGAUUGUUAGUUGAAGGACAAGUUCGAAGUGAACAGGCAGUAUUCAGACCUGCUUGGGCCAAAAUAAGUAGUUCAGAAUCUGAUUACUCUGACACAGAAGGAGGUCAAAGUUCAAGAUAUAGAUCAACAUGUGCUAAAGUCAGACAAUGUGCUUUAGCAUGUCUACACACAGUCAUAAAAAAUACAGACAAGAAAGUAAUGUUUGGAUACUGGUCCUCUUUUAUUCCUGACUCUGUAACUUCUGGUAACAGUUCACAAAUACAGACAUUGUUUACCAUAAUUCUGAAAGACCCAUCACCCAAGUGUCGCAUGGGAGCUCUUGCAACAUUGACAGCUUUGUUAGAUGGAACCAAGACAUUUUUGGCUGCUGCUGAUGACAGUGACCAAGUACGAACUGCCUUUACUGCAUUUUCCACUGUGUUAGGAUCAACUGUACAUGAACUUCAUCGUUGCUUGUUACUGGCUUUGGUAUCAGAAAACUUUCCGUUAACACUUACACAGCUCAUUAAAUGUCUAUCUACCCUUAUCUCCAAUGUACCCUACCAGAAAAUGAGACCAGGACUGCUGUCUAGAGUUAUUAAACAAGUUAGGAAUUUUCUGGGUCAUAGAGACCCUAAUGUGAGAGUGGCAUGUUUAACAUGUUUUGGUGCUGUUUCUGCUAUCCAGCCACCAUUAAUGGAGGUGUGCCACAUCAUACAACCGUCCAGAACAACAUCUCUGUCUCUGUCAAGCUCUACUAAAGACUUACCAAACCCAGUUACGGCAGUCAAAACAAAUGAUCCUGUCGAUUCUGGUUUUAAUAGCAACCAAUCACCAGAAUCAGGAAAUCUUGAAGCUGGAAAUGUAUCACCUGGUUUGACUACUCCACCUGCUGGUAUAUCUGGUAUCCAGACUCCUGUGUACACAGAUCAAAUGUUACAGACCCAAGCUUCACAGACCUCAUGGCUGAUUAAACUGUGUGUUAGAAAUAUAACACCACAGCCAAGAGGGUUCGGUGAGAAUGGGGAGUACUUCACAGAACCACUCCCUGUUAGGCUAGAGUCAUUACAAGUUUUGGCUCAUCUUACUAAAGGAUAUUUUCCUAUCAUAAGGAAUAGUUUACCAAUAUUAAGAGAUCUGACAUGUAAAUGUUUUGAGGACAGUGAUGGUGUGAUCAGGCUUCAUACAUCUAAGUUGUUAGAUGAGUUAACCCAAGCUUUGCAGAAAGACAUUCAGGCACUUGAUCAAUCAGAUGGAGCUCAAAGGCUUUCUUCAACAGAGGUGCACCAGUUCUGGGACUACAUAUUAAAUGGUCCUAUUCCUAAGAUUCUACAGAGAGAAGCACACAAUCCAGUAAAAGCUGUUACAUGUGAUUGUCUGUCUAACAUAGGAGCUGAUGUAUUUAAUAUUAUAUCUAUGGAUAAAAGGAUAUUAUGUAUAACUUUGAUCUUAGGUUUAACUUCUGAUGAAGAUAGAGUUGUGAGAUCCUCUGCUGUGAGGACACUUGGAGUAUAUGUACUGUAUACCUGUCUUAGAGAGGAUGUAAACUUUGUUGCUGAUGCUGCUAAUGCUAUUCUGACCUGCAUGGCUGACAGUAGUUUGAAUGUCCGUCUCAAGACAGCAUGGUCACUGGCUAAUUUAUGUGAUGCUCUUGUAUUGAACAAGGAUGAUGGUGAUACAGAGUUCAUGGAAGAUUUCUCUGACUUGUUGCUACAGAAACUGUUUACCACGGCAACCCAUGCAUGUCAGGACAAUGACAAGGUCAAAUCUAAUGCUGUCAGAGCUUUGGGUAACAUCAUGAGAUACUUGCCCACCAGAAGUCUAGCGAAGAUUCCAUUUCGAACAGCAGUAGAAGAUGGUGUAAAGGCAUUAGUUAAAAGCAUCAGUAGUGGGGCCAUGAAGGUUAGAUGGAAUGCUUGCUAUGCUGUUAGUAACUUAUUCAGAAACAGUUUACUCAAUCAUGGCAACUCUCCUUGGAUUAAAGAUAUACUUAUAACUUUGUGUUCUGUGGUAACUGAUUGUAAGAAUUUCAAAGUUCGCAUCAAUGCUGCAUUAGCACUGGGAUCUCCAGCAGAACGUUGUCACUAUGGUAACCAAGAUUUAUACCUCCAUGUAUGGGAGAGUUUAAUCAAGGGACUUAAGACAGCAGAAGUCAUAACAGACUUUGCUGAGUACAGAUAUAGAGACAGUUUAAAUGAUCAUAUUUGUAGUGCCAUUCUCCAUAUAAUUCUACUGACCACACAAGAAGAUUUGACCACACUAAGUGACCUUCUGAAGAGAGAAGAUAUUACUGCGUAUUUUGAUAGAUUUAAAAACAGAACUAAACAUAAAGAUUUACCACAAGCAGUAGAACAACUGAGUAAACUAGAGUCUGAUGUUCUGACAGAAUCAGAAAAAUGUGUAGUCAACAUCUUAAUAGAUCUGUGUCGUAUUGAAGAUGAAGAUGAAGAUGAAGAAGAAAAGAAACAAGAAAAGACAUCAUUUGUUCAAACAUAUGAUUAAUUAUAAUUAAAGUCUUAAACACAACAAAGAUCCAGUUCUGUAUUUCACAACGGGAUUAUUCAAUAUUAACUUUAUGUGAUACAUUUCUAUUUGUAAUAUUAACUGUUAGUGAAGAAUUAAAAUUAAUGCAGAUUUUUAUGCUAUAUUUUA